Messenger RNA from Lycium barbarum (goji berry), 2686 nucleotides. Its product is annotated as bifunctional TH2 protein, mitochondrial-like. The transcript has 6 exons. Gene Ontology annotation, cellular component: cytosol. The record is from RefSeq and is a predicted model, not a curated record. NCBI's taxonomy places the organism in Eukaryota, Viridiplantae, Streptophyta, Magnoliopsida, Solanales, Solanaceae. Bases 491 to 2176 code for a protein of 561 amino acids.
UUAACGCUAACCCCAAACUCUUCUUUUCAAUUCUUGAUUUUGAUUCCUUGCUUUCUCCAACACGUCACGGUUCUUCUUCUUCUUUCUUCUCUAUCAUCUACAGUUCUUUCUUAGGUCGACGACCAUUCAAUUUACCCCAUCUGUGACCAAAUUUAGACUUAGUCUCCUAACCUUUCUUCACUUUUUCCAUAAACGCGCAUUCCCAUUUCUCUUCUACACCCACAAUCUAUAAAAACAUAGACUUUUCCUCACUUCUAUUACACACCCUUUUCCUCUUUUUCAAAGAAAGUUAGCAACUUUUCCCCUCAACUUGGGCACGUCUUGACUAAAUUACAUCACACAAACAUAGGUGUUUUGGAUAAAUCUAAACGGGUCAAAGUUUUCUAGGAAGUUAUAACAGCUUUUGUUUUAUCAAGUAUUGCUGCUACUUGUAGUGAGAAGAUAAGAUUAGUUUGGGAAGUUGGAUAUUGUGAAAGGGUAGAUUCUUGAUAUGGAAGGAUUCCAAGCAAAUACAGAUGAUGGUGGGAUAGCUAAGAGGCUUUGGGUCAAAUUCAAGACUGAAUCUUUAUGUGCUCUUUAUACUCCUUUUGUGGUGUGUUUGGCAUCUGGGACUUUGGAUUCUAAAUCAUUUCUUCACUGUAUCUCUCAAGAUGUCUAUUUCCUUCAAGCUUUUGCUCAUGCAUAUGAACAAGCAGAGGAUUAUGCUGAUGAUGAGGAUGAUAAGGAAGCUAUUCAUGAUCUGAGAAAGCGUGUCUUACGGAAGCUUAAAGAUCAAGAUGAUCUUGUGCGGGAAUGGGGCUUUGAACUUCCAAAAGUCAGCACUUGUGACAGUGCCACAGUUAGAUACACAGACUUUUUGCUGGCCACGGCAGCAGGAAAAGUUGAAGGGGAAAAAGGUCGUGGUAAAAUCGUGACUCCUUUUGAGAAGACAAGACUUGCUGCCUAUGCACUUAGUGCAAUUGCACCCUGUAUGAGGCUUUACAGCUAUCUUAGUACAGAGAUCAAGGCUGUUCUAGUCCCUGAAGAGAGCAAUAACAUCUAUGAGAGAUGGAUCGACUGUCUAUGUUCAGAAAGUUUUGAGGCAUAUGCUUCAAGGAUUGAGGACUUGCUGGAUAAACUAAGUGUUACCUUGACUGGCGAAGAACUUGAUGUCGUGGAAAAGCUGUAUAACAAAGCUAUGAAACUUGAAUUGGAAUUCAUCUCUGUUCAGCCAAUUACUCAGUCCACUAUAACCCCUAUUUCUCGAGUACAAGAGCCAGCAGGAGGCAAUCUUACUAUGUUUUGUGAUUUCGACAUGACGUGCAGUGCUGUUGAUUCCUCUGCCCUUUUGGCAGAUGUUGCUAUCAUUGCAGCAGCAAAGAGUGAUCUGGAUGAUUGCGAAUCCCCAUAUGCUCGUAUAUCUGCAGCUGAUCUUCGGGCCAUUUGGAGCAGUCUUUCCAGCAAGUAUAUUGAGGAAUAUGAGCAAUGCAUAGAAAACAUCAUACCUAGUGAAACAGUUGGGAGAUUUGAUUAUGAGGGUCUGUGUAAAGCACUAGUGCAGCUAUCUGAUUUCGAAAGUAGAGCAAAUGAUAUGGUGGUUCAUUCUGGUGUAUUAAGAGGGUUGAGUCAGGAAGACGUAAAACGGGCUGGGGAACACCUUGUUUUCCAAAACGGUUGCAAAAAAGCUUUGCAAGAAAUUUUGGGAAGUGAAAACCUGCAUGCAGAUCUUCAUGUACUGUCAUACUGUUGGUCUGGAGAUCUCAUCCGAUCAGCUUUUUCAUCAGGGGCCUUGCCAGUGUUAAAUGUGCACUCAAAUGAGUUACCUUAUGAAGGAUCUGUUACCACUGGUGACAUGAUUAAGAAGAUGGAAUCUCCUAUGGACAAGCUUCAAGCUUUUAAUGACAUCCUGAAGUCCCGUGAGAAUAAUGGCAAACAUACUAUAGUUUAUGUUGGAGGUUCAGUGGGUGACUUGCUUUGCCUGCUCAAUGCAGACGUGGGCAUUGUGAUUGGUCUAAGUGCUGGCCUCAGGAAACUAGGUGAACAGUUUGGUAUUUCUUUUGUUCCAUUGUUCUCUGGUUUGGUAACAAAACAGAGAGAACUAGCUGAAGGUCGCUGUUCUGGUUGGACGGGGAUGUCUGGCAUUCUUUACACCGUGUCCAAUUGGGCUGAGAUACAUGCAUUUGUUUUGGGAUUAUAACAAGCAUAUAGAUAGAUUAUAUCGUCUAACAUGUGGCUACUAAUCGAACUAAUAGAUUCCAUGUUUCAGUCCUUGGUCAUUUUUUCGUCGAGGACUAGUAGGCUGUGUCAAGUUGUACUUUACUGGGUGAUUUUUAGUGGCCCAAGGCAAUUCUCACUCAAGGCGGUUAGUAUUAUACUUUGUUUUCUUUGUGCUACUCACCUCUAGUCCGGUGCAUCUGCUUCUUGUUUCGAGCAGGCUGAUUACUUUCUCAAGCUUUUAGAGUGUGAGAGAAGUAUGAGACUCAUUGUGGGAAUGCUACAGUGAAUUUGUUAAUGUGUAAAUUCUGAAUAUGAGGUGAUUUAUUAGGAAUCUCAUUUUCAGGAUAUUGUUGCUUCACAUAUAUUUUAGUAAGGCAGCAUGGAAAUGUCAAUUGUUUUUACAGGUUAUUUACUUGUAAACUCUUUUUUUUUUUUAAAAGCUAUUUACUUGUAAACUGAACUAAUUGAUUUGAAUUAUUGUUCACUGUCA